Messenger RNA from Trichobilharzia regenti, 1667 nucleotides. NCBI's taxonomy places the organism in Eukaryota, Metazoa, Platyhelminthes, Trematoda, Strigeidida, Schistosomatidae. The record is from the annotation of a GenBank genome assembly.
AAUAUUCAAACCUCAUAAAAUGCCUGAGGUUACAUGUAUGAGGGCGGAAGACAAUACUGUUGUAUUCAAUCAAACGAAGAAAGAGGUUUUCACCCUGAAUCAACAUUUUUCUGAAAUAUCAAGGCAACUUAAGUCUUCCUGGAAGGUCGUUGUAAAUAAAGAUGAUAUAACAUAUGAGCGUCUGAGCAUUGUUAAGUUGUUUAUCAUCCCUGGAGCAACUGAAAAGUUCAGUGCUACAGAGUUCAAUGCACUUAAAAAAUACAUUGAAAAUGGUGGAUCUGUACUUGUACUUAUGGGUGAGAAUGGUGAAACGAAGUACACUACAAAUAUUAAUUUCUUGUUGGAGCAAUUUGGAAUCAUGGUUAAUAGUGGUGAGCAAGCUUAGCGAAUUGUUUAUGGUAGAUACUGUUCUCCGAACAUCAUACUUUAAGUAUUAUCAUCCGAAAGAGGCAUUGAUUCCAAAUGGCAUACUUAAUAGGGCCAUAGCAGAGGCUGCGGGGAAAUCCUUUGUGGUAAAUACCCAGGAAGACGUUUCACACAAGCAGGCAUUGCAGUUCUUGUAUCCGUAUGGUUCCACUUUGAACGUCGCCAAACCUGCCGUCGCCUUGCUUUCAUCGGGUAGUGUCGCAUUCCCGCUUAACAGACCGGUCCUUGCAACCUGCAAGUUUUCUUCAGAUAAAGGUGGGACGUUAGCAGUUGUUGGUAGUGCAGCUAUGUUCACUGAUGCUUACAUAAACAAAGAGGACAAUUUCAAAAUAUUUGAGUUUCUUUUCAAAUAUCUAACAUCAGAUUCAAUAAAACUGAAUUCUAUAGACGCAGAAGACCCUGAAAUUGAAACGUACUACCAGGUGCCUGAUAUUACUAGUCUGGCCAGCAGUUUAAAAUCAUGUUUGCAGGACAGUGAUGAACUUCCACAAAACUCCAACAGCUAUUUUGACCAGGGCUUGUUUUCCAUGGAUACAGGACUUGUGCCGAAAGCAAUUCAGGCAUAUGAGAAACUUCACGUCAAACAUGAACCUCUUAGUUUGAUUACACCUCAGUUUGAAACUCCUUUACCUCCGGUUCAACCUGCAGUAUUUCCCCCAAAUUUUCGUGAACCUGGGCCACCUGCAUUGGAAUUAUUCGAUCUAGAUGAACAGUUUUCUACAGCUAAAGCACGCUUAGCCCAAGUAACAAACAAAUGUUACUCGCUUGUUUUCUUACCUUAACUAUGAAUUUAGGCAAUGAAGAAGAUUUAGAGUAUUAUAUUCAUGAAUGUGGAGAUAUUCUAGGAGUAUCGCAAAAAUUACCAACAGAUAAGCAAACAUCACGUGUCAUUUUAGAAGUAAUCUUCAAUGAGUUGGUUGAAUUCAAAAAACUUAAUCAAGGAAUUGAUGAAACUGGUGAUUGGUAAGAUAAGCAUAAUUGCUAAGUCAACUGGACGUUGGGCGUUUGUUCAAAUUCGACACAACAAUGAUAAUCAACUGUUGUUUAUCGAGAGGGUUGGUCUAAUGGAUAUCUUCCAGUCGCUUUAUGUGUAGCCUAUAAUUAUGUAUAUUGUCUUUCUUUAACGAACGCCUUUGUUGUAAUCUCACAUGUUCCAAUUUUGUUUUCGUUUUUUUUUGUAAAAAGUUUUGUGAUUAUUUUUCAUCUCACUAAUCCAAUCACAUAAUGAACAUAAGCUGUGG